GCCUUCGCGUCUCGCGCCACACACGUGUACAUACAAAGGAAAGAUACGAUACAAGGACCGCCGCAUCUAUCAAGCGAGGUUAUUCAUACGCAUAUAAAAGUCAUCGCUGCAGCAGCCUCACUCAGCCUUACAUCUCUCUUCCCGCGGGGUGGCGAUAGCGAGAAAAAAUGUCACUCAUCGAGGUCGAAGGCACAACGGAUUCUGCCUCGAGCAGGUCGAACUCCACCGCUCACGACAACUCCGUCAACUACAUCAGCUCCCACACGAAGGCGGCGGCCUUCAGCAGCGUCUCCAACGUGCAGGACGCGUACGUUACCCUCGACACGACCACCGUGAUCGACUACGUCGAGAGGACACUGGAGGAGUGGCUGCCCCUGCACGGCGAAGUUCGCCUGGAGCACGGCGAGGUCGUCGCCGCUGAGGAAGUGGGCGACGGAAACCUAAAUUUAGUCUUCCGCCUGCUGAACGUCCACGGGGUGUGCCGAGCCGUGCUGAAGCAGUCGCUGCCGUACGUCCGCUGCGUCGGCGAGUCGUGGCCGCUGACGUUGGACCGCAACCGACUCGAGGCAGACACGCUGCGCUCGCACUACCGCUUUGCACCGGCGGUGGUCGAGCACGUUCUGUUCCACAACUCGUCGAUGGCCGCCACCGUCGUGGAGGAUUUAUCGGACUGCGUUAUUUGGCGCCGCGAGCUGGUGCGAGGCCACCACCUCGAUCACGUGUGCCCACGGCUCGGCCGCUACCUCGGUCGCGUCUUCUUCUAUACCUCCGACCUGGCCCAAGACUGCGAGAGUAAGAAGGCGGCCGUGCAGGAGUUCACGAACGCUGACAUGUGUGGCAUCACCGAGGACCUCUUCUUCACCGACCCCUUCCUCGCCCACCCCCGCAACAACUACGAGCCGGCGCUCGAGGCACUGGUGGCGUCGCUGCUGCGGCGAGACACGCUGCUACGGGUGCGCUCGGCCCAGCUGAAUCACCGCUUCAUGAACUGCCCCGAGGCCCACCUGCACGGUGAUUUGCACAGCGGCAGCGUUUUUGUUGACGCCCACCGCGUUAAGGUCAUCGAUGCGGAGUUCGGCUUCUACGGGCCGAUGGGCUUCGACCUCGGCACCGUCAUGGGAAAUCUGCUGAUCAACUACAUUGCCUUGCCUGCUUUGCAGGAGCAACGCCUGCAUACGGAAGCGGCGGACUCGUCGACAGAGCUGGCCUCUGACAAGGCGGAGCCGCGUGUGGCGGCCGAUCUGAGCACCGCAGUCCCGUCGACACCGCAGCUGCUCUUGCACAGCCUGCACAGCUUCUGCAGCGCCUUCCACGCCACCUUCACGCAGCUCGCGGCGAGCGAGACCCGCGACGCCGCCUUCGCGUUCCCUGGGUACGAGGAGGAGCUGCUGCAGCAGGUCUGGGCAGACGCGGUGGGUUUUGCAGGCAGCGAGAUGAUCCGGCGCACCGUGGGUCUCGCACAUGUGGCGGACCUGGACUCGAUUCAGUCCGACGGGCAGCGGCUGGCAGCGAAGGAGGACGUGCUGCGCCUCGGCGCCUACCUGGUGAAGUACGCCGCCUCCUUGAAGAACGUGGGUGAACUGGUGCAGCUGGCAGAGAGCGGUCGCUACAAGGCAGCUCAGUAA
Leptomonas pyrrhocoris is the source of this 1625-nucleotide messenger RNA. Its product is annotated as methylthioribose kinase. Gene Ontology annotation, molecular function: S-methyl-5-thioribose kinase activity. The transcript has a single exon. Lineage: Eukaryota; Euglenozoa; Kinetoplastea; Trypanosomatida; Trypanosomatidae. The record is from RefSeq and is a predicted model, not a curated record. The coding region runs from base 168 to 1625 and encodes 485 amino acids.